CCCCGGCUUUCUUCCUGCCUUUCCCAUCCCCUCCUCCCUUGCCCUCUGCUCCUCGAUUCCUCGCCGCCGCUGGUCUGGUGGCUCCAUCCAUCCUCUCACCGCUGCGUCUUCCUCGGACGCCAACGCAGGUCCCUCGCGCCUAGGGUUCUCGAAGUCCGUGUCGCCAAGAUAAUGGCUGGCCACCGAAACAGUCAUGGAAAGCGCCACACUGAUUAUGCUGAAAAUGGAGGCGGUAAGAGAAGAAAUCCUGGUGAUGAUACCUAUGCUCCUGGUCCAGAUGAUACUGUCUAUCGCUACCUCUGCGCCUCUAGAAAAAUUGGGAGUAUCAUUGGCAGGGGUGGAGAGAUUGCAAAGCAAUUGAGGAAUGAAACUCAAGCUAAGAUUAGGAUUGGUGAGAGUGUUCCUGGGUGUGAUGAGCGAGUUAUCACAAUAUUUAGCUCAAGCAGGGAAACUAAUACCCUUGAAGAUGCUGAAAAUAAGGUUUGCUCUGCUCAAGAUGCUCUCUUUAGAGUUCAUGAGAGGCUUGCCACUGACGACGGUCCUGGACACGAAGACAGUGAAGAAGUUUUACCUCAAGUUACUGUUCGCUUGCUUGUGCCAUCAGAUCAGAUUGGAUGCAUUAUUGGAAAAGGUGGGCAUAUCAUCCAAGGAAUCCGCAGUGAGACUGGUGCGCAAAUACGUGUGCUUAGUAAUGAUCAUAUUCCUGCAUGUGCCAUUAGUGGCGAUGAACUUCUCCAGAUAUCUGGGGACGCUGUAGUUGUCAAGAAGGCUCUUCUUCAAGUUUCAUCUCGCCUCCAUGACAACCCAUCUAGGUCACAUCAUCUUCUAUCAUCCAGCUUGACCCAACCUUAUCCAGGAAGCUCGCACCUUGGUAGUUCCUCUACGGCACCUGUUGUAGGGCUUACUCCUGUAAUUUCUCCUUAUGGAGGAUACAAAGGUGAUGUGGCAGGAGAUUGGCCUUCCAUAUACCAACCACCCAGGAAUGAGAGCUCCGCAAAGGAGUUUAGUUUGCGUUUGCUUUGUGCUGCUGCGAAUGUGGGAGGUGUAAUUGGGAAGGGUGGCGGAAUUAUCAAACAGAUUAGGCAGGAAUCUGGAGCAUUUAUCAAAGUUGAUAGCUCUAGUUCAGGUGCUGAAGAUGACUGCAUAAUUACAGUUUCUGCAAAGGAGUUCUUUGAAGAUCCUGUCUCUCCAACAAUUGAUGCUGCUGUACGUCUACAGCCUAGAUGCAGUGAGAAAAGUGAUUCAGAAUCAGGGGAGCCAUCAUACACAACACGCUUGUUGGUGUCAACAUCACGUAUUGGGUGUUUAAUCGGCAAAGGUGGUUCAAUCAUCACUGAGAUUCGGAGAUCAUCUAGAGCAAACAUUCGCAUCCUUUCUAAGGAAAAUGUUCCAAAAGUAGCAGCAGAAGAUGAAGAGAUGGUUCAGAUCAGUGGAGACCUUGAUGUUGCAAGAAAUGCUCUUGUGCAAAUAACUACAAGGCUGAAAGCCAAUUUCUUUGAAAGAGAGGGCACAUUAUCAGCAUUACCACCUGUGGUCCCGUACCAUCCUUUGCCUGCUGGUGUGUCGGAUGAACCAAGGUAUCUAGGAAGAGACCCUAAGCCUGCUGGGCAUGGUUAUCUAUAUUCAAGUGGAUAUCGUGCAUCAGAUGAUAUAAUUCCUGCUGACAGUUAUGCAAAUUAUGGCAGCUCCCAGGCCUCUGGAGGAGGAUAUGGGGCUUACAGUGGGUACAGUGGUCGCUCUAGCAGCAGUGGGUUAUCUGGUCAUAAUUCUCUUCCCUAUGGAAAGCGUCAUGGUUAUUAGGAUUUAAAUUGAUAAAUAAAACAGGUAUGGUUCCUCCACCUUGUCUUGACAUGUCAUAGAAUGAUUAUGUGAUUGAGCCUUUAUCCUUACUGCUUAUCUGCCUUUUGAACACAUUUAACCCAGUUCAGCUAUCUUCUGAUGGACCUGUUAUUUUCACCUUUGCCCCGCUACCCCCCUCCUGUACUAAAAAGAGCCAAGACAAAUGAAGUUUGGAGCCUGCUUAUUGGAGCCCCUUCCCAAACCAGAUGAACCAAGAGUAUGGCCCAACCCGGAAGCUUUGCUUAAGAGGACCUGCCUGGAUGCCCUAGACCAUCUGUUUUCCCUCGCAUACUACAUUUACUUAUAUUUUCCUACGGGCCUGUGUUUGAAGCCCCUCCGUAAAUGUUCCAAACCUAUGUAUUGAAAGGUCACAUUUGAAACUGCUUGUAUUUGUUCACUUGGAACUUGCUUCACCUUAGUGGCUUGUGUUGAAAUACUCUGUUUCCUA
Phragmites australis (common reed) is the source of this 2287-nucleotide messenger RNA. Its product is annotated as KH domain-containing protein HEN4-like. The transcript has 7 exons. Gene Ontology annotation, cellular component: nucleus; cytoplasm. NCBI's taxonomy places the organism in Eukaryota, Viridiplantae, Streptophyta, Magnoliopsida, Poales, Poaceae. Gene Ontology annotation, molecular function: mRNA binding. Gene Ontology annotation, biological process: regulation of gene expression. Bases 172 to 1800 code for a protein of 542 amino acids. The record is from RefSeq and is a predicted model, not a curated record.